Messenger RNA from Pyrus x bretschneideri (Chinese white pear), 1962 nucleotides. Its product is annotated as DEAD-box ATP-dependent RNA helicase 51. The transcript is spliced from 12 exons. Gene Ontology annotation, cellular component: nucleolus. Gene Ontology annotation, molecular function: nucleic acid binding; ATP binding; RNA helicase activity. NCBI's taxonomy places the organism in Eukaryota, Viridiplantae, Streptophyta, Magnoliopsida, Rosales, Rosaceae. The record is from RefSeq and is a predicted model, not a curated record. Bases 132 to 1865 code for a protein of 577 amino acids. Gene Ontology annotation, biological process: maturation of LSU-rRNA from tricistronic rRNA transcript (SSU-rRNA, 5.8S rRNA, LSU-rRNA).
UUGGCCCUCACUCAAUCAUAGUCAAAACCCCAGACUUCCCCGUGGAUGGUAGUCAAAACCCUAAACCUCCGAUUGCUAGUACAAUCCAGACCGGAAACCCUAAAUUGCCAAAUUCUAUAGAACCAGUGGCCAUGGAAGGCGCAAUGCUUGCUCGGCGGAACAACCGGAAGAGAAAGAGAGCGAAGAAACUGUCGGAAUCGACUGGUACGAUUGAAGAAUCAGAGCCUCAAAACCGUAAGGAGGACCAAGAAGAAGAAGACAAAGGGGAAGAUGAGAAGACGAAGAGAAUGAAGGUAGAGGAAACAGCGGGAAAAGAGGAAAACGAAGGCGUAGAAGCAGCGAAGGAGGAGAAGAAGACGAAGGUUAAGAGAGGUGGAGGGUCUGGGAUUAUGACCACAGAGUCUUUUGGAUCACUGAAUUUGUCUUCCAACACUUUUAAGGCCGUUCAAGAUAUGAAAUUUCAGCACAUGACUCAGAUUCAAGCCAGAACAAUCCCACCACUAUUGAUCGGAAAAGAUAUACUGGGAGCUGCAAGGACAGGAUCUGGGAAAACUCUUGCUUUUCUAGUACCAGCUGUGGAGUUGCUAUAUCACACAAAGUUUACUCCUCGUAAUGGAACUGCUGUUGUUGUCAUUUGCCCUACACGGGAACUUGCGAUUCAGACCCACGCUGUGGCAGAGCACGUCCUCAAGUAUCACUCACAGACUGUCGACUUGGUUAUUGGUGGUGCAAAUCGGAGAAGAGAAGCAGAAAGUCUUGUAAAAGGAGUAAAUCUAUUGGUUGCAACCCCUGGCCGACUUCUUGACCAUCUCCAGAAUACCAAGGGAUUUCUAUAUAAGAACUUGAAGUGCCUCGUCAUUGAUGAAGCUGACAGGAUUUUGGAAGAUAACUUUGAAGAAGAAAUGCGACAGAUUAUUAAACAACUACCCCAGGAAAGGCAGACAGCUUUAUUUUCAGCCACCCAAACGAAGAAGGUUGAAGAUCUUGCUAGAUUGUCACUGAAAGAUCCUAUUUUGAUUGAUGUGGAUGAAGGGAGGACUAAGGUCACUAAUGAAGGGCUAAAACAAGGCUAUGUUAUUGUGCCCAGCGAUAAGAGAUUUAUUCUCCUAUAUACUUUUCUGAAGACCACUCGUUCUAACAAAGUGAUGGUCUUCUUCUCUUCUUGUAACUCAGUUAAAUUCCACUCUGAACUUCUUAAAUACAUUAAUGUGGAGUGCUUUGAUAUCCAUGGAAAGCAAAAGCAACAGAAGAGGACAAAAACUUUCUUCGACUUCUGCAAAGCAGAGAAAGGAAUCUUACUUUGUACUGAUGUUGCUGCUCGUGGGCUGGAUAUUCCUGCCGUGGACUUGAUUGUGCAGUUUGAUCCUCCGGAUGAUCCCAAGGAAUAUAUCCACCGUGUUGGUCGAACAGCUCGAGGAGAAGGUGGAAAAGGAAAGGCAUUCCUUUUCCUCAUUCCUGAAGAGAUGCAGUUUAUUCGCUAUUUGAUGGAUGAAAAAGUCCCCGUUGAAGAACAUAAAUACAAGGAGAGUAUGCUGAAAAAUGUGCAGUCGCAACUGGUGGAGAUGGUUCAGCGCAACGAUUAUCUCCGCAAAUCAGCAAAAGAGGCAUAUAAAUCUUAUCUAUUAGCGUAUAAUUCACACUCUAUGAAGGACAUCUUUAACGUCCAACGACUUGAUAUGCAGGCGGUUGCAGCUUCAUUUUGCUUUCCGAGUCCCCCCAAGAUGAGUCUGAACUUAAACAGCAACGCUUCAAAGUUCAGGAAGAAGAUGGGCAAAGUAAGAGGAAGUCGAAACGGAUUCAGCAUGAGCAGUCCCUAUGGAAGGCAAAAAGGUGGAGAUGAAAUUCGACAAUUUGUAAGACAUUAGGAGGGUCUUGAGCAAAAAGAAAUAAUCCACAUUAACUUGUGUAUCUAAAACUAAACUGGAUGUGUUAUAAGGUUAGGCCAUCUCCAACCGAAAGGGC